AUGGCGUCUUACACCAUCCAUAUCCCCACAUCGGAGACUUCAAAUGCGCUUCAACCUGUUCAACAGUUUCAGCAUCCUACACAGGUGGGUAACCAGCAAUACAUUCCAGACCCAAAUUUAGCAGAAACUCACGCUAUUUACGCUUCUCAGAAUAGGCCCUUAGUUAGCAAGAACCAAAUAGACAAAGAGGGUAACCUAGUCUUAACUGAAACCACCAAUGCGGAUGAUGUUUCGACUGAAGCCGCCGCGGUUCCAGAGAAAAUUAGACACCAUGACACUUCGACUGAUGAAGUAACAGAUGAAGAGCAUAUUGCAUUCCAGGCACUUUGGCUCUCAAGAUGGGUUUUUUGUUCUAGAUCCCUCCAGUGGCAAAGAGCUCUAGGUCGAAAGCGAGUCAUCAAAGAGGCAGCUGCACAAAAGGACGCUGAAGCUUCGAGAAGCAACAAAGCAAGUGGAGAUGACUCUGUUAACACUGGCAAGAAACCAAUGAGUUCGAAACCCCCACCAACUCCAAAAAGGAAACCUUCAAAUACUAGUGCUUCAGAUGAUGAGGAUAGAUCUCCUCCUCAUACUAGACAAGCCGCGAAGAAAAGACAGAAGGCCACCAUUUCUUCAGUUAAAGGCAAAGGAUCUGGGACCUCAAAACCCACAUCAUCAAGUGAUAAAGUACUGUCUGAUGAACAACUUUUGAAGACCGAUGGUAAUGCCCUAGUUGUCGAAAGUCAUAACUUAAGCCCAGAUAACAUCCCACCCAAGGACGAUGCAGGCACAAUUACUUCUGACCUCAAAGCUUCAACUCUCAACUUUGACCUUGAUAAUCCCCAAGGUGUUCCUCAACAAAAAUCUCCCAGUCUUUCUCCUGUUCUCAAGGAUAACGAACCUAGCGCCAAAGCUACUUCCCCUGAGCAUACUGAAGAUACUCAUUCGAAUGAUGGAUCUCCCGUUAUCAAUCAAGACGAAGAUAUGGAAGAUCCUCCUCAACAUUCUAACACUGCUACAAACGAAGUCUCUAGUUUACAUAAAUCAAGCAAUGUUGAAACUUCGACCUUUGGUACUAUUGUUGCUCCUGCAACCACUUCAACCAAAACUUCUUCUGAACUCACUCCAGCUGAAUUAGAGCAACUCAAAAACACUGAUCCUGUAAGCUUCCUCAAGGCUAUGAUGAAUGCCAAAAGUGUUUUGCCCAUCAUGGUUGAGACUUCUUUGAACAUCUUGGUGGAAAGUGGUACGGGAAAUGAUACUCCAAACCUCCUUCGCCAGAUAAAGAAAAAGUUCUUUGAGACUAACCUUAUCGAAGUUCUGAGCAAAGACUCCACCAGCUGCUUUGGUUUGAAUAAUCUUUUAAAGAAGGUGGAUCUACUCCAAGUCUCCGACGAAGCCUCACAAGUGAUUGUUUCGCUAAGUUCCUUGCUUGAUCAGCUUCAAGCUGAUAACCUUCGAAAGCGAGAAGUUGACCAAAAACUCAACACGAAAGUAACUUCUCAUAGUUCUUCAUGGAAAGCUGCUAACGAAUCAACUACCAAAGAAGAAGAAAUUGAUCACCUCCAAGAGAAAGUGAAAGCUGCCAAGUCUCGCCAGGAAGAAAUCAAGCAGUUAAAGAAAAAAGAAUUAGAUGAUGUGGUACAAGCGGGGAUUCAACAUAUCGAAACGGCGCAAAAAUUAGUGCCAGAGAUCGAAGAGUUGAAGAAGCAACAGGCCACAAUCGAACGCCACUUGUCUUUAUGGGCCUCUCAAUACUCCACAAUGAAGAACAAUCUCCCUGCAGAUUUUGCUUAA
Molecule: messenger RNA, 1776 nt
Organism: Vicia villosa (hairy vetch)
Lineage: Eukaryota; Viridiplantae; Streptophyta; Magnoliopsida; Fabales; Fabaceae
Exons: 9
Coding region: 1-1776 (591 amino acids)
Source: RefSeq, a predicted model, not a curated record